CCGGUGUUUGAUUCGAGCCACUAUGGUGGCCUCCUUGUUCCAACCCGUCCUCGUUUUUUUUACCCAAGUUAAGGAUCACUAGUUAUUUUAAAGGUGUUCAUGUUCCGUGCAGCUGCACUAAAGAACUUCGGUAAAGCGGGAACCAGCUGGCACUUUGGCCGGACGAUGGACGAGCUGGUCCAUGACUUGGUGUCAGCGCUGGAGGAGAGCUCGGAGCAGGCUCGUGGCGGUGGCUGCAGUGCCAGCCUUGACCUUGCACUGCCUGCUGGGCGUAUGCUCAAACGGCACGCUCGUAAACGCCGUGGAAGGAAGCGCCGCUCGGAGAACGGCACCCGUGCCGCACUUGGCCACGCCCCUUGUCACACAAGCCACGCCUCGGACUCCAGCCUGGACGAGCACAGAGACACACGCCUGUCCUCUAGCUCUAAUGCCAACGCUAACAACAGCGACUCGGACGAGCAACUCGGUGCCAAGCGUGGCAAGCGGCCUCCGUGGCACGACGAUGCAGCAGUCACCGAUGCCAACCGGAGCCUUCGGAGAAGGCGCAAAGUCAAGCGCAUGGCCAUCGACCCGCCGCCGGAGUUUUCGCCCAAAUCAGCAGGAGGGAGCAGGGAGGAGGGGACAGUGAAUGACGCAGUGACUAAAGGCAGAGUGAAGAAGAGGAAGCUGGCGCUGGCACACCGGCUGGCACUGGAUGCCGCAGACGAAGGCGUGGUUGUGGAGAGCGAGGAAGCAGGGCUUUCUGGGAAAGAAAAAAUGGACUUUGAGGAGCACAAGUGUUCCGAUGAAGACAUGAGUGACAGGUGUGAAACCAGCAGUGUAAGCAACAGCAGUGAUGGAGGUCUGUUCACCAAUGAUGAAGGGAGACAAGGUGACGACGAGCAAAGCGAUUGGUUCUACGAGGGUGAGGCAGGUGGUGCUUGUGGCAUUGCAGGUGUGGUCCCGUGGUGGGACAGGGACUCUAACGAGCUGGACCUAAAUGACCCAGUGUUCAACAGUAUCCUCACAGGGGCCUUUCCUCUCAUGUCCCAGGGAGCACAGCGAGGGUUUCAAGCCAGGUUGGCUCGACAUGCUCCACUGCGGCAGUCUCAGGGCGUCUCUCAGGUAGCUGGAUGUGCUGAGAGAAUUCCCAGACUGUCUCAGGAUCCUCACACACACGAGCCUUGGUUCAGUCCCGGAUCCAGACGUGAACAGGUGAGACGUGAACAGUGUCACUGGGAUUCGAGAUCGGACCGAGGUCAUCGGAGAAGCUGCUCACUAAAGACCGCCAGCAGGCAGACAAGUGGACAUCUUGGCUCAUUGUGUACCGGAGACAUUAAAAGGAGACGCAAAGCUGCACCUAUGGGAGCUCCCUUAUCUACAGGUGUGGUAGGAGAGGGAGUGUCUCCAAUCCCAGACUCCAAUGUGGGGAACCGGAUGCUGCAGAACAUGGGCUGGUGCCCCGGAAUGGGCCUCGGGCCCGAGGGACGAGGCAUCACCGAGCCGAUCCGGUGCACACAGAGGCCCAAAGGCGCAGGGCUCGGCUUUAACUGAGGUCUGAGCUCGACGCAGAGACAGACUCUGAGCUGUCUGUUAUAAAGAUGCUGUCUUCCAGCAGGGGGCAGCACUGAGGCCAAGCUGGACAGACGCACGAACAGGGGAAGCAACGAAAGAACAGGAACACGAGAUGAGGCCGCUCGUUCCCCAGCUAGACGGAGAGCGUUGAAUUUUGCACAAAAACACAGUGUCAUAUCUGUAGCACCGAUUUAGCUGCUGUCAUAUUUCACCUCACGCCAUAUUCCUCCAAUCCCAAGCCGUGUCCUAAUUUAAAUACUUUGCCAAUCGUAUGGACUUAACAUGUGCUACUACUAUAUGAAAUGUAAACCUGCCAGAACCAUGAGAUACUCUGCAUGAAUUAUUCCAAGCGUUAUAUAGAUGCUGAAGGACGGUUGCCAGGAUGUGCGUGUAAAUUACAGAUCUGUCUUACUUGUUUUCAGCGGUAUUUUUAUUUCUAAAAAUAAUUUUUUUAUCCGAUACGUAGCGUCCCGAUAUCAACCGGCGAGGUCGUAGCCUAACACACGCCCAGACCAACCAUCUCAUUGCAGUUCGCCCUCUUCCACAGACGCACGUGAUUGGUCAGCGUUGGGCUGAUUGACAGAAGAGUGACCAACACUGUCCCUCCCACUCACGGCCAUGAACUCUUUAUCUUCUGACUAUAAAGGGAAUACAAAUAAAAAAGUAAUAGCACCCCUCAAAGAAAUAUAAAACCAGUACCAUUUAUUUUAGUCCUUAGAAAUAGGAAAACGUUCCCAGUUCCAUUUUAAGAUCAUCCCUUUAAUGUGUAAGUCUUUUGGAUUGGGAAUCUUUACACCGAAUGGUAUUUCAGUUCAUGAAUAUAGAACGAAUCUCCGUUCUAUACAUGAUGUUUUUAAAUAACAUCACCAUUUAGUUCUUUUUUUUUUUUUUUUUGGCACUUUUAGCAAGCGCAAGACCAAGUGAAAAGACCAGAGCGCAAAUAUUUUGUCGACGAAGCUUGCAAUUUACCUGAUAAAUUUAUUACAAGUCAACGUAAUUAUCAUUCUUAUUGCUAUGACUUGUUUUACAAACACUUUGUAAACUUUUCAUUCAAAAUACCUUUACAUUAAAAAAAAAUAUACAUUUUAGGUAUUAUGUGGAUCUGUGUAUCCAGGAAUAUAGUUUAAAUUAAGAUUCAAGAUACAUCAAAGUUUUUUCUUUUCUUUUUUAAAGAAGUGUUCGUUGAAGUCUUUCGCGUCUAGAUUUAUCUUCGCCCGUUUCUAAGUGAUGAUGUUGCACAGAAUCGCUGUAUAAAGUACAUCUUAAUCACAAAGGUGCUGAUUUGGGAUCAGUGUUUACUCCUGUGUGUGCUGGUGUGCUGUAUGUCAUGACAUGCAGAUUGGCUCCAACCGGCGACGUGAUCUCAGGAUCGUGAUACAUGUGAUUGAUGACGUUCUGCUCUUCGGUUGCUGCGUUUUCCUGUUUAGAAAACGUCUGAAUGUUUUUUUUUUUUGGGCCAGAAAAAGUGACUGGUAGUUGGAGAUAGAUUUGCUCAGAUCUUUACAGCUAUACAUGGGUUUUGUAAAAAGGUUCCAUUUUGUAUUACAGACCAGAAUGCUGUUCUCCAAGUAAAAGCUGAUAUGAAUAAAACCAAGAAACCUC
This is a messenger RNA of Tachysurus vachellii, 3156 nucleotides long. It is a transcript of the gene gpatch2, whose product is annotated as G patch domain containing 2. The transcript is spliced from 10 exons. Lineage: Eukaryota; Metazoa; Chordata; Actinopteri; Siluriformes; Bagridae. Bases 100 to 1533 code for a protein of 477 amino acids. Gene Ontology annotation, molecular function: nucleic acid binding. The record is from RefSeq and is a predicted model, not a curated record.